AUGCUGCACCUGAAGCCGGUCCCGCGUGCGGGCGACGAGGGGCACCUCGGCGGCAUCGUGCUGGCAGAGUUCGGGGAGUGCGGCCUGGCGCAGGACGACGCUUGGUCGCUGCUGCACUUCAAGCGGUGCCAGCCCAAGCAGGACGAUCUGGCAAGAGGUCGCCGCACGAUUCAGCUCUCGGGGGGGUUCGCAGACGCUAAGAGCCUAAAACUGCACGGGCGCUACGUACCGCAACCCAGGGAGAACCAGCAGACCAGCGAUUGUCGCUACCUAGUCGGGCUGCAGGGCACUGGCUCGCGCCGGCUCUACAUUGCCGAGGCUGAGAUGUAUUCCCUCGAGAGGGUGCUCCCAGAGGCCGAGGUGCUCAACCCAGGGGGCGCGAAAAAAAACUUCACCGAGCUCCGGACGAAGGCGGUGGAGGACCUCGGCACCGCCACCGCGGCGCGCCAGCAGAAGGCCACGGUCAAGCAGAGGGAGCAGGAGGUGAAGGCCGCCGACUUUGGGGCGAUCGCCGCGUCGCUGGGCGAGCGUGCGCAGGCGCAGCAGGAUGCGCAGGUGUCCAUAGAGGAGCGGCUGAGCGCGGCCACGAGGCGCGUCAUGCCCAGGUUCGACGCCGAGGCCCUGAGCCCCAAGGAUUCGAGGAGGGUGUGGGCCCCAGCCCUGGAGCAGCUGGCGCCGCAGAGCUGCCGCGCAGAAGUCCCCGCGAGCGAGAAGCUGUUCGGGCUGCUGCGGGGCCCUCCGCAGAGGGUGCUGGACCAGCAGGGCGAGGUCGAGGAAGCCUGCCCAAACUCUUUCGUGCGGGAGAUACUGCUCAGCAUCGCGAAGCACAGGAGGGAGAACAACAAAAAGGCGGUGGCGACGGAAGAGAGGGCCAGAGACUUGGUGUUUUACCUGGUUGUUGUCGAGUGCCUCAGCAAGUUGUUUGUCCACAAGAGAAGACCAAUCAACAUUCGGACUGCGGCAGAGUGCUCGGGCCUGCACGAGGACUCGGAGAUCUUGCGGUGCUGGUUUGACUAUUGCUUCGAGCCUGUGCCGGGCAGGAAGUCGUUUGAAAAGAAGCUGAGUUGCCGAAAGUUGCUGAUCGCGACGGUUAUCCUCGGCCUGUGUCAGACACCUGAUGCUUCAAUGGCUCUCCCGAAGGAUGUGGAGGACGACCUGUGCUCUGGCCCGCACAUCAAGCGAAAGGACUUCAUGAAUGAGCUCGAAGCCAUGGGGGGCUACGCGAAGAAGCUCGCGAAGGGAUCGGACACCCUGCUCAUCGGACUGAAGUCGAUUCCACAGGAGAAGGUGUUCAUCCAGGGGGGCAAGAAGAGAAAGAGGGCGGAGGCGUGA
Molecule: messenger RNA, 1332 nt
Organism: Prorocentrum cordatum
Lineage: Eukaryota; Dinophyceae; Prorocentrales; Prorocentraceae
Source: the annotation of a GenBank genome assembly